UUUUUUUGGGGGAUUGAGGCUCUCUGAGUGUGGAUUUUCCUUUCUCUUGGCAGGAUCCAACACCUUCAAAAAGUCCCUGACUCCCGAGAUGCCGGGAGGUUCUGGCCAGCCUGGAUCCCAAACCAUCCGGAAAGGCCACAGAGGAGUGGAUUCCACCGGGGAAACCACCUACAAAAAGACGACCUCCUCGGCGCUGAAGGGCGCGAUCCAGCUGGGAAUCACACACACCGUGGGCAGCCUGAGCACCAAGCCCGAGCGGGACGUGCUCAUGCAGGACUUCUACGUGGUGGAGAGCAUCUUCUUCCCGAGCGAGGGCAGCAACCUGACCCCCGCCCACCACUACAACGAUUUCCGCUUCAAGACCUACGCGCCCGUGGCUUUCCGCUACUUCCGGGAGCUCUUCGGGAUCCGCCCGGACGAUUACCUGUAUUCCCUGUGCAACGACCCCCUGAUCGAGCUCUCCAACUCCGGCGCCAGCGGUUCCCUGUUCUACGUCUCCAGCGACGACGAGUUCAUCAUCAAAACCGUGCAGCACAAGGAGGCCGAGUUCCUGCAGAAGCUGCUGCCCGGCUAUUACAUGAACCUGAACCAAAACCCCCGGACUCUCCUUCCCAAAUUUUACGGGCUGUACUGCGUCCAGGCCGGGGGCAAGAACAUCCGGAUCGUGGUGAUGAACAACCUCCUGCCCCGCUCCGUGCGGAUGCACCUCAAGUACGACCUCAAGGGCUCCACCUACAAACGCCGGGCGUCCCAAAAGGAGCGGGAAAAGGUUUUCCCCACCUUCAAGGACUUGGAUUUCAUGCAGGAUAUUCCCGACGGCCUUUUCCUGGACUCGGAUAUGUACAACGCUCUCUGUAAGACGCUGCAGAGGGAUUGUUUGGUUCUCCAGAGCUUCAAGAUCAUGGAUUACAGCCUGCUGGUGGCCAUCCACAACCUGGACCAGGCGCAGCGGGAGCGCGCGCGGCCGGCAACGGCGGCUGGGAGCCGGGGGCGGCCGGCGGCGCAGAGAGCGCUCUACUCCACGGCCAUGGAGUCCAUCCAGGGAGAGGCCCGCCGCGGCGGCACCAUCGAGACCGACGACCAGAUGGGCGGGAUUCCCGCCAGGAAUUCCCGCGGGGAGCGGCUGCUGCUCUACAUCGGCAUCAUCGACGUCCUGCAGUCCUACAGGUUCGUGAAGAAGCUGGAGCACUCCUGGAAGGCCCUGGUGCACGACGGGGACACGGUGUCCGUGCACCGGCCCAGCUUCUACGCCGAGCGCUUCCAGCGCUUCAUGUGCCACACGGUGUUCCGCAGGAUCCCCCUGAAACCCUCCCCUUCCAAGAAGAGCCGGAGCGGCCCCCGCCGUUCCAGGAGGAGCUGCCAGGGGGGGAUCCCAUCCCAAAUCCCGGGAUCCGGGGACGCCAAAGCCCAGCUGACCACGGAGGCGGACGUGGAGCAAGGUUCCCGGCCGGACCUGCUCCCGCGGCCGCUCCCCGGCUCCGGGGCCGAUGCCGGCAGUGACUCGGUGGCCACGUCCCUGUCCCUGUCCAGCCCCUCCCUCGGCAGCGCCGGCGCCGGAUCCCCCCCCAGCAGGUCCGUGGGGGUCGAGGUUCACACGGCCGAGGGCUCCAGGCCCGGAGCAGCUCCCGGAGCUUCCCUGCCCAGCGGAUCCCCCGGCCCUUCCCUGCCCCUGGAGCUGGAGGAGCUGCAGGAGACCGAGAUCAGCUUUGUGAGUGUUUUCCAAGGAAAAACUGGGAAUUCCGAGGGAUUUGGGAGGGACUGGGGGGGGGGUUUGGAUCCCGGGAUGGGGGGUUUCCGGGGGGAUUCCGGCGCCGUGGGCGGCCCCGCGGCAUUCCCGGCGCGCCCCUGGAAUUGCAGCGUGGACAACAGCGAGUACAUGCGCAACGGGGACUUCCUGCCCACGCGGCUGCAGGCGCAGCAGGACGCCGUCAACAUCGUGUGCCACUCCAAAACCCGCAGCAACCCCGAGAACAACGUGGGGCUCAUCACCCUGGCCAAUAACUGCGAGGUGCUGACCACGCUGACCCCGGACACCGGGCGCAUCCUGUCCAAGCUCCACACGGUGCAGCCCAAGGGGAAAAUCACCUUCGGCACCGGCAUCCGCGUGGCUCACCUGGCGCUGAAGCACCGGCAGGGCAAGAACCACAAGAUGAGGAUCAUCGCCUUCGUGGGCAGCCCCGUGCACGACAGCGACAAGGACCUGGUGAAGUUGGCCAAGCGCCUGAAGAAGGAGAAGGUCAACGUGGACAUCAUCAACUUCGGGGAGGAGGAAGCCAACACGGAGAAGCUGACGGCGUUCAUCACGGCACUCAACGGGAAGGACGGCAGCGGCUCCCACCUGGUGACGGUGCCGCCGGGGCCCAGCCUGGCCGACGCCCUCAUCAGCUCCCCCAUCCUGGCGGGCGAGGGCGGUGCCAUGCUGGGCCUGGGCGCCUCCGACUUCGAGUUCGGCGUGGAUCCCAGUGCUGAUCCCGAGCUGGCACUGGCGCUCCGGGUGUCCAUGGAGGAGCAGCGGCAGCGGCAGGAGGAGGAGGCCCGGAGGGCGGCGGCCGCGUCGGCGGCGGAGGCCGGGAUUGCUGCGGCCGGGGGGGACGAGUCGGACGACGCCCUGCUCAAGAUGACCAUCGGGCAGCCGGACUUCGGCCGCGCGGGGCUGCCGGACCUGAGCUCCAUGACGGAGGAGGAGCAGAUCGCCUACGCCAUGCAGAUGUCCCUGCAGGGCGCCGAGUUUGCCCAGGCGGAGGCGGCCGAGGUGGACAGCGGCACGGCCAUGGACACGUCCGAGCCCGCCAAGGAGGAGGACGACUACGACGUGAUGCAGGACCCGGAGUUCCUGCAGAGCGUCCUGGAGAACCUUCCCGGGGUGGAUCCCAACAACGAGGCCAUCCGGAACGCCAUGGGCUCCCUGGCCUCGCAGGCGGCCAAGGACAGCAAGGACAAGAAGGACGAGGAGAAGAAAUGAGCCCCGGGCUCCCGGGAAUGCCGCGGGAAAGGCGGGAAUUGCGGCAAUUAAAGGAAUUGCUUGGGAA
Molecule: messenger RNA, 3029 nt
Organism: Corvus hawaiiensis (hawaiian crow)
Lineage: Eukaryota; Metazoa; Chordata; Aves; Passeriformes; Corvidae
Product: putative PIP5K1A and PSMD4-like protein
Biological process (GO): phosphatidylinositol metabolic process
Molecular function (GO): phosphatidylinositol kinase activity
Source: RefSeq, a predicted model, not a curated record